AUGCACCUUGCGAAGGCCGAAGCAAUGUCAUCGACGCCAAGCAUCCAGAACGCUUUCUUCAAACUGGCAUCCCACAAUCCCGUGGACAGGGCCGAAGUCUACUUCGCGACAUUCAUUGCCGAGCACAACCUGUCGUUCUUUAUUGCAGGCCACUUAACAGACUUGGUGAAAGACAUGUUCCCUGACAGCGAAAUCGCCAAGAAGUUCCGCUGCCAAUGGACCAAAGCGACAAACAUAGACAUCUUGGAUAACCUGAGAGACCUGCUAGAAUACAUCAGUAAAGAAGAUGAGAAGGGAGAUGAGAAGGAAGAUGAGAAGGAAGAAGAACAAGAAGCCACAUCAAUCACGCCAUCAGAAACCACAGCAGAGGGCAUCGUGGCAGGUACCCCAAUUCCAGGCGCAGAAAUGCCAAUACUGGGCGCAGAAAUGCCAAUACUGGGCGCAGGAAAGCCAAGGUUGGGUGCAGGAAUGCCAAGGCCAGGCGAAGGAAGGCCAAGGCCGGGCACAGAAAUGCCAAUACUGGGCGCAGGAAAGCCAAGGCUGGGAGCAGAAAAGCCAAUACUGGGCGCAGAAAUGCCAAGGCUUGGCACAGAAAUACCAAUACUGGGCGCAGGAAUACCAAGCUUGGGUGCAGAAAUGCCAGAACUGGGAGCAGAAAUGCCAACACUGGGCGCAGGAAUGCCAAGCUCGGGUGCAGAAAUGCCAAUACUGGCCACAGGAAUGCCAAGCUCGGGUGCAGAAAUGCCAAUACUGGGAGCAGGAAUGCCAAGGCCAGGCGCAGAAAACUUCCACUUUAUGUUUUACUUGGACUGA
Molecule: messenger RNA, 813 nt
Organism: Mya arenaria
Lineage: Eukaryota; Metazoa; Mollusca; Bivalvia; Myida; Myidae
Product: postacrosomal sheath WW domain-binding protein-like
Exons: 3
Coding region: 1-813 (270 amino acids)
Source: RefSeq, a predicted model, not a curated record